Messenger RNA from Macrosiphum euphorbiae (potato aphid), 579 nucleotides. NCBI's taxonomy places the organism in Eukaryota, Metazoa, Arthropoda, Insecta, Hemiptera, Aphididae. The record is from the annotation of a GenBank genome assembly.
AUGAUUUUUAUGUUUUUAGUCAUCGCUAUUGCUGCCGUACUGCAGAUAGCACUAAUUUCGGUUUUCAUUGGUGCUGGAGUUUAUUACUUGGCUGAAUUUGUUGAAGAGCACACAUCAUUAACAAGAAAAGUUAUAAAAUGGACAAUUCAUGUUGUGAUAAUAUGUCAUAUUGGAUUGUAUGUAUUUGACAAUUUACCUUUAACAUUGAUUGCUUUGGGUCUUUUGAGUCAUAUAGUGUACUACUUUUUGCUCACCGACUUUCCACAUUUCAACUUGACAUCGCUAUCAUUCAUUUCAUCAAUUAUUCUGUUAAUUGGAAAUCACGUGCUAGCCUUCAAAUUUUUCCGACAACGGUAUACGACAAUAUCUGAAGUUUUUUCAUACUUCACAGUGUGUUUAUGGAUGGUGCCGUUUAUGUUUAUAUUAUCAUUAUCAGCCAAUGAUAAUACAUUACCUAUUACUAAUGUGGAUGACAAUGUCGUAUCACAUUAUUUCACCAAUCGUAAACGAAGUUAUAAAAUUAAGAACCUUUUUACUUAUCUUGGUGAUAUUACUGGUAAAAAUAACCAUCUGAAGUAA